Molecule: messenger RNA, 1086 nt
Organism: Danaus chrysippus (African queen)
Lineage: Eukaryota; Metazoa; Arthropoda; Insecta; Lepidoptera; Nymphalidae
Source: the annotation of a GenBank genome assembly
AUGUCUCAAACUAAAAUAUCUAGUUCUUUAUGUCGCGUGUUCUGUAUUAGAGAAAUACUUGAUAUAAAAUCAAAUUUACGUAAUAUCAGACACCAAAGUUCUAAUGUUAAAAAGAAAACAGCGAGCUCUGUAUACAAAACUAUGAAUAUAUUUGAUAGGAAAGCGAAGGUGUUGCAGAGGGAACGAUCAGCGAGGAGCGAGGAUUAUCAUUUGUAUGAAUAUGUUAAAGAAGAAAUCGGUUGGAGAACCGCGGAUAGAAUAUUUGAUAUAAAACGAACAUUCAAAAACGCCGUCGAGUUAGGUGCCGGACGAGGCUAUGUGUCUCGACAUUUUCUUCCCGACAGUGUCGAGAAGGUUACCCUAUGUGACUCGUCACAAACACAUCUCGAUAAGGCGAUUAUUGGUGACGAUGUAAAGUAUGAGAAAAUUGUUAUGGAUGAAGAAAAUUUUGAUUUUCCAGACAACAGUAUAGAUUUAUUUGUUUCAUCUCUGGCCCUGCACUGGGUCAAUGACCUGCCAGGUUGUUUCGACAAAGUCAUGCAGUGUUUGAAACCGGAUGGGGUGUUCGUAGCAUGUGUUUUUGGUUCUGGAACUCUAAUGGAGUUGCGUCAAGCUAUUCAGUUGGCUGAAAUGGAACGGCUUGGUGGUAUGCAUCAACACGUCUCACCAUUCACUGGUGUACGAGAUCUAGGAGGGCUUAUGAACGCUGCUGGGUUUACUCUACAGACGGUAGACGUAGAUUCACUCACUGUUUGGUAUCCAUCUGCGUGGGAUGUGAUGAAAGAUGUCCGAAUGUCUGGCGAAGGGGCAGCGGCUGUCUCCAGGCCGAUAAGACUAAGGAAAGAUGUUCAAUUCGCAGCGGCAGCUAUAUACGACGAAAUGUAUGGCAAGGAAAUCCCGGAUCGUAAUACGAGGGGUGUACCAGCUACCUUCCAAAUAAUCAAUUUCCUUGGAUGGAAACCAGAUCCUUCACAACCAAAACCAAUGGAAAGGGGAUCUGGUGAAAUGUCGCUAAAAGAUCUACAUAGGAUCGACGAAAUUAUACAAGAUACUAAAAAAAUUGAACUAACAGAUGAUAAGAAAUAA